UGCAUGCAUGCCCUAUAUUCUGAAUUGAGACCACGAAUCUCAAGUUUACCCUUUUUUUCUUCUUCUUCUUUUGUUGAAUACUGUGAUAUUCAUCAGAGAUCAGAAGUUAUGAGCAUGAGAAUGAGUAGUGGUAAUUCGGAUUUGACUUUAUCAGUUUCAGAUGCACAUCCUGAAACAAUGGAUUUCCUUUCACUUGCAUGGUGCAACUUUGCCGUACAAGCUCUUGCCCCUCCUCCCCCUCACCUUCAAUUGGACCCUCUUCCUCUCGAUCUACCUUCCCCCAAAAAGAUGGAAAAUUGUGCUAAGAUGGAUGGUCCAGAUUUCAUGUCUCUUCCACCAUGGAACUCCAAUAAUGAUGUCAAGUCAUGGUUACGGAUGCAGCAAGCCAUGCAUCCUGAACUGAACUACAACACUUGUUUCCGCAAGAAAUGGAUGCCAUGGAAGGAAAUGGUGGCGCCUUUGAAGAGUGUGUCAAUAAAGAAAUGGUUUAAGGAGAUAAAGCAGAAGAGGAAAGAGGAGCAGAGGUUGCAAAGGGCAGAGGUGCAUGCAGCAGUAUCCAUCGCAGGUGUUGCCGCCGCUCUUGCUGCCAUUGCUGCUGACAACAAUAAUAAGAAGGAAAAUAAAGAUGAUGAUGAUGAUGAGUCCAAAAUCAAUAAGGAAGAGAGGGAAGCAGCCAUAGCAUCUGCGGCUGCAUUGGUGGCAUCGCAGUGUGCAAAAGUAGCUGAGGCCAUGGGUGCUAACAAACAACAACUCUCCAAUGUCAUUACCUCUGCCAUCACUGCCACUUCCACCACUGAUAUCCUUACUUUCACUGCUGCUGCUGCUACAUCACUAAAAGGAGCAGCAACACUAAAAGCAAGAACAGGAUGCAACAAUAAUAACAGACCUAGUGGGGGAGCCCCAGUCUUGCCUAUUGAAGACAACAACAACAACCACGACGACUUCAAUUUUGAUUUCGACAAGGGCAGAUAUAUUCUUGCACAGGGUGCUGAGCUAUAUGUGGAGUCACCAGAAGGGAAGUACAUGCCCAGAUCAGUUUCUGUGAUUCUAGACGGUAGAGCCAAGGUUGUACUUAUCAUGAGAAAGCAUAAUCUAUUUAAAAGCAAGAAAGAGAGUAUUGUGGUGAAUAUGCAUGCCGAGGUGUACAAAGGUUCAGAAGAAGCAGAUGGUGACACGUGUUAUCUGAUAGCUCUGACAACAAGAGGAGGGGCAUUAUUCAAGCUAGACAUGGCCACUGAUUUUCGUCGUUACAAGACAUGGGCCACCACCAUCAACCGGAUGCUCAAGAUCUCCGCUUAUCAUAAACAUGACCUCCAAUAUUACUGAAUCCAAUUACAUCUUAUUAUUAUUAUUAUUAUUAUUAU
Messenger RNA from Arachis ipaensis, 1364 nucleotides. RefSeq names its product auxin canalization protein (DUF828). NCBI's taxonomy places the organism in Eukaryota, Viridiplantae, Streptophyta, Magnoliopsida, Fabales, Fabaceae. The record is from RefSeq and is a predicted model, not a curated record.